This is a messenger RNA of Scleropages formosus (Asian bonytongue), 1744 nucleotides long. RefSeq names its product serine/arginine-rich splicing factor 7-like. NCBI's taxonomy places the organism in Eukaryota, Metazoa, Chordata, Actinopteri, Osteoglossiformes, Osteoglossidae. Gene Ontology annotation, molecular function: zinc ion binding; RNA binding. The transcript is spliced from 9 exons. The record is from RefSeq and is a predicted model, not a curated record. Bases 64 to 822 code for a protein of 252 amino acids.
CGGGUUGAACCGUUGCUGUGGAGGAAGCGUCAGCGCGUGUAGCUGCUGUUUAUACUUAAUAUCAUGUCUCGGCAUGGGCGGUACGGAGGCGAGACAAAGGUGUAUGUGGGCAACCUGGGGACAGGUGCAGGAAAAGGAGAACUAGAGCGAGCAUUUGGCUACUAUGGACCCCUGAGAACAGUGUGGAUUGCCAGGAAUCCUCCGGGGUUUGCCUUUGUGGAGUUUGAAGAUCCCAGAGAUGCAGAAGAUGCUGUUCGUGGCCUGGAUGGCAAGGUUCUUUGUGGUUCUCGAGUUCGGGUUGAGCUGUCCACUGGAAUGCCGAGGCGGUCUCGCUAUGACCGUCCUCCCACCCGCCGACCCUUUGAUCCUAAUGACAGGUGCUAUGAGUGCGGUGAGAAGGGGCACUAUGCCUAUGACUGCCACCGCUACAGUCGACGGCGGAGGAGCAGGUCCAGGUCCAGGUCCAGAUCCAGGUCUAGAUCUAGAUCUCACUCCAGAUCCCGUGGGAGGAGGUACUCCCGCUCACGCAGCCGGAGCCGGAGCAGGAGGUCAAGAUCCAUUUCUCCUCGCAGAUCACGCUCUGCUUCUCCGAGGAGAUCUAGGUCUGGAACACCCAAAAGAUCUAGGUCUCGAUCAAGGUCUAGAUCUAGGUCAAGGUCCCGAUCUGGUUCUCGUCCCAGGAGCAGGUCUGGCUCUGCUGACAGAUCCAGGUCUGGAUCACCUGCGAGGAGUCGUUCGAAGUCUAGAUCUUCACCCCCUAAACGAAGCCGUUCCCGGUCAGCGAGUCCUCGUAGGAGCAAGAGCCCAGGCAGAGACGACUAAAGGCUUUUUAUGAAACGAGGCACUUCUUUUAGAAAUGAAGUUGUUUGUCUACGCAACCAACGAAAGAGGAUUUCUUCUAGAGGUUAAUUUUAUAAAGUUCCUAUUGGCACAUAAUAAAAUUUUUUUUGUUAAUGUUACAAUAAAGAAAAAAAUAAAAGCCUUUUUGCCUCUUUUGGAUUCAGAAUACUCCAUUGGUUGUAUAGCAUUACAGAAAUCACAACGGGGGGCUUUUGUAUAUCUGUAUACUAAAUUAAAUUUUACCCUGUAGAAAAACUUCUGAGUCAUAAUUGAUGACACUAUUGUGUCGCAGAGGUAAACACCUUCCUGUAGAGGGAGCUGUUAGCUUUCAAUUUUAAGUGUGUGCCCCUUGAUUUUUUUUUUUUUUUUUUUUUUUUUUUUGCAAUGAAUACUGUUUAUCACAAGCAUGCAAAAAGAAAACAGAAUGUGUUUGCUGUGGGAUAUUGCCACUCAGAUAUGACAAUGCUGUUUUUGUGAUGCAGGAAAAUUUCAUAGAUAUGGCUAAAGAAUGUUUGUUUUCAUCAUUAAGGAGCUGUGAGCUGCACUACUGUUUACAAAUAUGAAGCACCUUUAUUUUUGUUUUGGGCAGUAUUCACAGGAUUGGCCUCAUUCAGUCUGUCUGUAUAUACAGAGACCUUACAUACACAUUUAAAUUUGUGUGUAAUAAGACUGUGAUUUAAGAAUAAAAAUGGCCUCUCUGAUACUUUCUGUAAUUAAAGACUCACCAUGUUAUAAACCCCUCCACAACCAGUUAUGGCAGGUAUGCAGGAUGACUUCAUGGGUAAGUAUUACAGUUGGAAAAUAGCUGGCAGAAGUGUGCAGUGAAGCUAGAAGUUGGCAAUGCCUUGCUUUAUCCACCAUUGUGUCAUUUUUUUAUGAUUGGUCUCAUGUCCUGAAUCUUCCC